Messenger RNA from Cynara cardunculus var. scolymus (artichoke), 2970 nucleotides. RefSeq lists its product as uncharacterized. NCBI's taxonomy places the organism in Eukaryota, Viridiplantae, Streptophyta, Magnoliopsida, Asterales, Asteraceae. The record is from RefSeq and is a predicted model, not a curated record. Bases 1 to 2970 code for a protein of 989 amino acids. The transcript has 4 exons.
AUGACCAAAAAGGACAUGAAAAGAUUCUCAUCGUCGGCCAAAAACAGGGACCAAGGGUUUGAUCGAUUUGCAGAGGUCCCCAUCGUCCGCCAAAAACAAGGACCAAGGGUGAAGGUCGAUUUUGAUUUCAUUUCGAUUUUGAUUUUGCAGGUGAAGGUCGAUUUCGUUUUUGCAGGUGAAGGUUUUAUCGAUUUACAAGCGAAGGUUGUUUCACUGGUCGCUCGAAUGGAGAAGGUAGGUUUAAGGUUAAAAAGCUCUUUCUAUGGGGCCGCUGAUUUUGUCUUUAAAGAGAAGGUUAAAGCUCUWAAGAAAGACUUGAGAAUUUGGUCAAACAAUUUUUUAGCCACCGAAUCAAAAAGGAAAGAUGAAAUUUCUAAAGCCUUGGUCGAUUGGGAUUCUAAAGCUGAAAAGGGGGGUAUUUCAGUUGCCGAUUGUCAAAAAAGAGAUGAAUGGAUUUUUGAACUGAUGCUUUUGGAAAAUCGUACAAAGUUGGAUCUUAUUCAAAAAUCGCGCUCUACAUGGGCUUUAGAAGGGGAUGAAAAUACGAAGUUCUUUCAUAAUGUUGUUAAUCAUCGUUGGAGAAGGAAWAAAAUCAAAGGGAUCAUUUGCAACGGGGUUUGGAACUCURAYCCUUUGGUYGUCAAAAAUGCCUUUUUACAGCACUUUGCUGACAGGUUCAAAGAACCUUGCUCUUCUAGGCCAAAGUUCUUCAGCCCUCUCUUCUCUAAAUUAUCGUUUAAUGAUGCCGCUUUUCUGGAAUYGCCYUUUUCUUCUCWGGAAAUAAAGGAGGCYGYUUGGUCUUGUAAUGGGUCAAAAGCUCCUGGGCCUGAUGGCUUAAAUUUCAAUUUUAUUAAGAAGUUCUGGUCAGUGAUUGGCAGGUCUAUAGUUGAUGCGGUAACCUUCUUUGAAAAAACGGGUAGGAUUUCCAGGGGAUGCAAUGCUUCUUUUAUUGCUUUGAUUCCUAAAAAAAUUGAUCCUUUGGACAUMUCGGAUUAUAGGCCCAUCAGUUUACUUGGUUGCAUGUACAAAAUUAUUGCUAAGCUUCUGACUAAUAGAUUGGUGAAGGUUAUGGGCAAGCUCGUCAGUGGUAAUCAAUCCGCUUACAUCCCGGGAAGGCAAAUGUUGGAUGGUUGUUUAAUAGCUAAUGAAAUUGUGAGUCACGCCAAAAAGAAGAAAAUGAAAAURUUUCUUUUCAAGGUGGAUUUUGAAAAGGCCUAUGAUUCUGUAAACUGGAACUUUCUCUUUCACACUUUGGAGCAAAUGGGCUUUGGAGAGAAAUGGAUCAAAUGGAUCAGUGUUUGCUUAAAAUCGGCUUCCACUUCUAUUUUGAUAAACGGAUCGCCUUCUGAUGAGUUUUGCAUGAAUAGGGGUCUCAGGCAAGGAGAUCCUCUUUCUCCGUUUCUUUUUUUGCUCGUGGGGGAAGUCUUACAGAUCAUGAUCAGGACUGCUUGCAAUCAGGGGUUGUUCAAGGGCAUCCGGCUUGCGAAUUCUAACCGGAAUCUUUCUCUCCUUCAAUUUGCGGAUGACGCUCUAAUUUUUGGAAAAUGGUCUCGUAAAAAUCUUGUAUCUCUUACUAAUAUUCUUAACUGCUUUCAUGAUGUUUCAGGACUGCGCAUUAAUUUAUCCAAAUGCAAUCUCUUUGGUAUUGGUGUCUCGGAGGCAGAAGUCAAUAAUAUGGCAGUUAUGUUAAAGUGUAAGGCCUCUUCCUUUCCUUUCUUUUAUCUGGGGCUUCCUGUUGGAGGUAACGUGAACAAAAAAGCUUCAUGGUCCGUCGUGGAAGAUAAAUUCCUUAAAAAGCUUUCAAUUUGGAAGUCUCAUUACCUCUCCAUAGGCGGAAGAUAUACUCUAAUUCAGUCGGUGUUAUCUUCUCUUCCGCUCUUAAAAACGAAAAAUGUUGCUUUGUUAGCAAAAUGGGUAUGGAGGUUCUUGUCCAGCUCUAAUGCGAUAUGGAAGGAUGUCAUUUCUGAAUUUUAUGGUGAGGAUGGUGGUCUUUUUUCAAAUAGGCCUUUGGUUGGAAAAAGAGUUUGGGUUUCUAUUGUCAACACUUGCAAAAACGUGGAAGUUGCAUAUCAGAAUGUCAUCCUUUCGUUUACAAAAAAGGUUGCUAAAGAUUCUUCUUCUCUUUUUUGGAAAGAUGCGAGCAUCGGACAAGGCUCAAAGUUGAAAGACCUUUUCCCCARACUUUAUGCCUUGGAAAGGAAUAAAAAUGCUUCUUUCAAAGACAGAUGGACUUAUAUUAAUGGUUCUUGGAAUGGUGMUUGGGAUUGGAAAACAAUGAUUAGGGGUAGAAGCUUAGAUGAUCUUCAAGCCCUAGAAAGGCAACUCUCUCUUGUGGAUUUCAAUACUUCGGGUGAGGAUAUUUGGUUGUGGAAUUGGAACAAGAACGGGAUUUUUUCGGUCAACUUAUUGUCCAAAUUAAUUCAAGGGGCGGUUGAGACAAAUGUUGGAAGCAAUGAUCCGUUUUUUUGGAGUCCUUUAAUUCCUAAGAAGGUAAACAUCUUCACUUGGCGCUUCCUUAAAGAGGCCAUUCCGGUAAGAUUCAAUCUUUCAAAAAGAGGAAUUCCGUUACAAUCUUUGGAGUGCAUCUUUUGCGGCAAAGGUGUUGAAACUUUGGACCAUUGUUUCUUCUCUUGUUCGGUGGCAAGCAUUCUUUGGAGGAAAAUAUGGGCUUGGUGGGAUCUUAAAGCCUCGCGGCUUUUCUCGGUGUCUGAUUUUACAAUGUUGAUCAAACAAGUAGGUACUCAUCGUAAGGUUGGAGUGAUUUUCUUAUCAGUGUGCGCCGUGGCGCUUUGGCAACUUUGGAAGUGGUGGAAUGAAAUUUUUCAUGCUAAGGAUGAUGCGGAAGCUAAGAAGAGAGGUGAAGACCCAUUCCCAGGUGUUCAAAAUUUUUCCAAGCUUUGGAUGGGGAACAGGAAUCAUAAGUUCCAUMUUARUURGGAUAGUUGGUCUUCUUCUCCUUACCUUGUUUAG